AUAUAAUGUGCGCCUCUCUACCUUUAAAAGAACCACAUGCCGCAAGGAAUCAAUUGACACCUACUGAAGAAAAGACACUCUCAUCAUGGAUUAUUGAUAUGGACCAGCGUGGCCUACCUCUACAAAUCUCUACUGUACACUACUUGGCACAGUUAUUACUGUCUGCACAGCUAUCCUCCCAGACUGCCUAUGUGGGAGAGUGUUGGGUUACUUGGUAUAUUUGAUGCCAUGAUGAACUCUCCUCUAAAUACAGUUGAAAAUAUGACUACCAGUAUGCCAAAUGUGAAGAUCCAGAGUUCAUCAUGGGGUGGUAUAAGCGCUUCCAUGAUGUUAUUGAAAAAUAUGGAAUUUAUUCAGCAAGAUAUCUACAAUAUGGAUGAAACUGGAUUUCAGAUGGGCAUGAUAUCCACAGCCAAAGUUAUAUGUGGCUUAGAGACUCAGGCAAGCAAUGCCAAAGCCUUACAGCCUGGGAAUCAUGAAUGGGUAACUGCUAUUAUUGCAGUAAAUACAACUGGAUAGACUUUGCCUCCCCAGAUUAUCCUGGCUGCAGAAAACCAC
Aspergillus glaucus CBS 516.65 is the source of this 558-nucleotide messenger RNA. RefSeq lists its product as uncharacterized. Lineage: Eukaryota; Fungi; Ascomycota; Eurotiomycetes; Eurotiales; Aspergillaceae. The annotation marks the transcript as partial. The record is from RefSeq and is a predicted model, not a curated record. The transcript is spliced from 2 exons.